Messenger RNA from Chenopodium quinoa (quinoa), 2290 nucleotides. RefSeq names its product glutathione reductase, chloroplastic-like. The transcript is spliced from 11 exons. Gene Ontology annotation, biological process: cell redox homeostasis; glutathione metabolic process; cellular response to oxidative stress. Lineage: Eukaryota; Viridiplantae; Streptophyta; Magnoliopsida; Caryophyllales; Amaranthaceae. The record is from RefSeq and is a predicted model, not a curated record. Gene Ontology annotation, molecular function: flavin adenine dinucleotide binding; NADP binding; glutathione-disulfide reductase (NADPH) activity. Bases 100 to 1821 code for a protein of 573 amino acids. Gene Ontology annotation, cellular component: mitochondrion; cytosol.
CUAAUAUUUUUUUUUAAAAAAAUAGUUUAAUUGAGAAGAGAUAGUUAAAUAAAAUCCCAAAACAUAUAAAAACCCAGAAACACUAUACUCCACAUAAAAAUGGCGACAUGUUUGAGCAACACCACCCCAAAACUCACCACCACCUUCUCUUCAUCUUCUUCCUCUAAAACCCUCCAAUCUCUCUGCAAACGCUUUCCUCGCCCUAAUUUCCUUUCUCUCUCCUCCUUCUCUUCCUCUCAUUCUCUCUCUUCAUCUUCUCGCGUUUCUCCCAAAACCCUACACUUUCUCUCUCCUCAACGCCACCUUCUUCUCCGCCGCAAUUUCUCCGUUCGAGCUGAAUCAUCGUCAACUUCUUCUUCUUCCGAUAAUGACGCGCAAUACGAUUUUGACCUCUUUACCAUUGGUGCUGGUAGCGGCGGCGUGAGAGCUUCGCGUUUUGCUUCGCAAUUUGGUGCUUCGGUUGCUGUUUGUGAGCUUCCUUUUAGUACUAUUUCGUCUGAGACUGCUGGUGGUGUUGGUGGAACCUGUGUACUUCGAGGAUGUGUGCCAAAGAAGCUCCUUGUUUAUUCUUCUAAAUAUUCUCAUGAAUUCGAGGAGAGUCAUGGGUUCGGAUGGAGUUAUGAUGCUGAACCCAAGCAUGAUUGGGCCACCUUGAUUGCUAAUAAGAAUGCUGAACUUCAACGCCUCACAGGCAUCUACAAGAAUAUCCUGAAUAAUUCAGGUGUCACGCUAAUUGAAGGUCGUGGAAAGAUUGUUGAUCCUCACACAGUUGAUGUGGAUGGAAAACGUUAUUCAGCGAGACACAUUUUGAUUUCUGUUGGGGGCCGCCCAUUUAUUCCUGAUAUUCCUGGCAGCGAGUAUGCUAUUGAUUCUGAUACUGCUCUUGAUCUCCCGGAAAAGCCCAAGAAAAUCGCAAUUAUUGGAGGUGGAUACAUUAGUUUGGAGUUUGCUGGCAUCUUUAAUGGUUUGGGAAGCGAUGUUCAUGUUUUCAUUCGUCAAAAGAAGAUUCUGAGAGGCUUUGAUGAGGAGAUCAGAGAUUUUCUUGCUGACCAGAUGGCCUUGAGAGAAAUUGAGUUCCACACAGAAGAGUCUCCCCAAGCUAUCACAAAGUCUGCAGAUGGAACUUUGUCAUUGAAAACCAACAAGGAAACUGUUGAUGGUUUCUCCCACGUCAUGUUUGCAACAGGGAGAAGACCAAAUACUAAGAACUUGGGGUUGGAAGCUUUGGGGGUAAAGAUGGAUAAGAAUGGUGCCAUAGAGGUCAACGAGUAUUCUCAGUCAUCAGUUCCUUCUAUAUGGGCAGUGGGUGAUGUCACUGAUAGAGUGAAUUUGACUCCUGUUGCUUUGAUGGAGGGAGGAGCAUUAGCAAAGACUCUGUUUGCUAAUGAGCCAACAAAACCUGAUUACCGAGCUAUACCAUCUGCUGUGUUUUCUCAGCCACCCCUCGGCCAAGUUGGCCUCACAGAGGAGCAAGCCAUAGAAACAUACGGUGAUGUGGAUGUGUACUCUGCAAAUUUUAGGCCUUUAAAGGCCACAUUAUCUGGUCUUCCAGAUCGUGUUUACAUGAAACUUAUAGUCUGCGCAAAGACUGACAAAGUCGUUGGGUUGCACAUGUGUGGAGAUGAUGCACCAGAGAUAGUUCAGGGGUUUGCAGUUGCAGUGAAAGCUGGCUUGACAAAGGCAGACUUUGAUUCAACAAUUGGAAUUCAUCCCACAGCAGCAGAAGAGUUUGUCACAAUGAGGACGCCUACACGCCAAAUUCGCAGUGAGCUGCCAAAGGGUAAAAAGGAUUCCGAGUCUAAAGCUGCUGCAGGAGUUUAGGCUUGUGCACAGGCUGCAUUGGGAAUCAGAAUUAAAACACUUACCAAGUAACUAGAUGCUUGCUGUGAUGAAUCUUCCAUGUCAAUUUUGCCUCCAGAGGGUGAUUCAUCCUCUUGAUCAUGAACAAUGGAGCUUUUAUGCUUACAAAAGCCGAAGACUUCAACCAGAACUUGAAAAUCUUCAUGGUACUGGAGUUUAUUUUGUUGUAAUUAUGAAUAAUGUGCAUAUAACUGCAAUUGUGCUUACUGAAGGCUGAUUGUUCUGUUGUAUACCUCAGUUGUCCCUUGUCCUUUACCGAUUUGAUACUGUACAUUGUGAUUUGUUGGGAUCUUGAUUGAUUUUUGUUUUUGCACCAUUUUCCUUGUUCUGUUAUUUCGAAGUAGGACUGCAUUUGUAUUUCUUCAUUCGGAAAUAUGUUACCAGAUUUUGACAAAGCAAUAAUUCAUGAGUUGUUUAGAUUGUUUAGUGA